GUAUAUAACGAAACCGACCCUGCUAUUGCAAAAUCCAGGCGGUCUUUGCUUUUCGUUGUCCUCUAGCGAGAGAGAGAGAGAGAGAGAGAGAGAGAGAGCAUCUCCGAUUCCAGUCCCCAAUUAGGUAAAACAUAUCUCCAAUCGACCAAUCGGAGGAGGAUCAACGAUCUGAGAUUGAAUCGAUUUCGUUCUGCUUACUUGUCAAACAGUGAAUUCCUGUAAACAGCCUAAGCAAACUUGGCUCUUUUCCAAUGGUCAAGGGAGUGACUCCUAGCCUCUUUGUUAAUGAUGGUUCAUUCAUGGAAAGGUUCAGACAACUUCAACAAGAGAAGGAUAAAGAUAAAGGUUCCACAACAGACGAGUCUAGACCAAGUAAAGUUGUUCCAGGGACUUUGACUCCUACCACCACCGGUAAAACCAGUGCUGAACUGAAGGCUAAUGAUGCACGCAAGGUUGCCACUGCUUCAGGUAGCAAACUUGCUUUCAGCUUGAAACAGAAGUCAAAGAUUGUCGCACCACCUGUUAAGUUAGGUGCGGAUGAGGAUGAAGAUGAAGCAGAUGCUGCAGAUGUUGCAGCUGGUGCACCAACUAAACGGCAAAAGUUGGGUCAGCCAGAUGCCGUAGAGGAAUCAUACAGACAAGUGGAUGUUGCACCACCUUUCCCAACUGAUUCAACAGUGAGGAUAGUUGCUGACAAACUAGCAAGUUUUGUGGCUAAACAUGGAAGGCAAUUUGAGCAUGUUACACGUCAAAAAAAUCCAGGAGAUACUCCUUUCAAAUUUUUAUUUGACGAGAGCUGUUCUGAUUACAAAUAUUACGAGUAUCAGCUUGCUAUUGAAGAGAAAGCACUUCAACAGACCAGGGAUUCACAAACAUCUCGUAAUGGAGGUACUAGCAUGUCAGCUUCCAAAUCCACAAGUAGUUCCCAAAGGUCUACUGUGUAUCAUCCGAACUACCAAACGCCCGCCUCUGCUUUAUAUGAUGACACUGAGGGAAGGACAGGUGAGCUCACUGCACCAACAGGUGCAGAUCCUAUUGCCAUGAUGGAGUACUACGUGAAAAAGGCUGCUCAGGAAGAGAGAAAGAGACAACCUAAACAAUCGAAAGAUGAAAUGCCCCCUCCUGCUUCUCUUCAAGCACCUUCUCUUAAGAAAGGUCAUCACAUGGGGGAUUACAUCCCACAAGAAGAGCUGGAGAAGUUUAUGGUUGCUUGUAACGAUGCAGCUGCACAGAAAGCUGCCAAAGAAGCCGCAGAUAGGGCCAAAAUCCAGGCUGAUAAUGUGGGUCAUAAACUCUUGUCUAAAAUGGGUUGGAAAGAAGGCGAGGGUCUGGGAAGCUCCAGAAGAGGAAUUUCGGAUCCAAUAAUGGCGGGUAAUGUGAAGAAGGACAAUUUGGGGGUUGGUGCUCAACAACCUGGAGAGGUGACUGCUGAAGAUGAUAUAUACGAACAAUAUAAGAAGCGGAUGAUGCUUGGUUACCGAUACAGACCCAAUCCUCUGAACAAUCCGCGAAAGGCAUAUUACUGACUGAUUUGGCUGCAACUCUGUCCCAAAGACAUGUUUGUGAGGUUGGUAGUCAUAACUGCAUUGGACGUUGAACAACUUUAUGAUGGGGUAAAAGGAGAUUUUGGAUACGUAAUUUUGGACACAACAAAUUUGUCACUCUAAGUCCGUUUUGUUAAUUAAUCGAAAACCUUUUGUUUUUA
Messenger RNA from Pyrus x bretschneideri (Chinese white pear), 1705 nucleotides. Its product is annotated as SURP and G-patch domain-containing protein 1-like protein. Lineage: Eukaryota; Viridiplantae; Streptophyta; Magnoliopsida; Rosales; Rosaceae. Gene Ontology annotation, cellular component: nucleoplasm. The record is from RefSeq and is a predicted model, not a curated record. Gene Ontology annotation, molecular function: RNA binding. Bases 252 to 1526 code for a protein of 424 amino acids. The transcript has 9 exons. Gene Ontology annotation, biological process: RNA processing.